AGUACCGAUGACGUGCAAAAGUCCACCUGCUACAGAUAACUGUAGGUUAAUUCCUCUCCCAAACAGACCUCAAUUCCUACUACUAAGUGUUCUUGUGCUUGUUUUACGUCUUUGUUUCUCUUCAUUUCUCCAGUAACAUAUUUUCACUAAUUGUAAACUCAGUAUCUUACAGCUUCCUUAGGACUGUUGAAGAUUUGUACCUACUAUUCACCUGUAAAGAAUUAAAGAACUAUUUACGGAGCCUUUUUUUGUUUUCUGUAAUAGUUGAGAAGUGACAAUGGGUAGCCUUGAAGACAAAAGUUCAAGAUGUCCUUUUCUUGGACAGUUCAGGAACUCAUCAAAAGAACCAAACCACUGUUUUCGCACGUGCUCCUUCUCUUCAACGUUUCCAGCUUUCGCAAAUGCUUUCUCAAAUGUGUUUCGUGGUUUGUUGGGUGGGUCCUGUUCUUUCUACGUACUCCAAACUACUUCAUCCUUGGAGCUUUGGUCAACAAACGAAAAUGCAUCUACGGUAGAUAUUUCUGCCCUUCCUGACGAUGUCUGUUUACAAACUGUUCUGGUAAACUGUAAUGAUUUGAUUAAAGAUGAUGAAUGGGAAACUCUAAGCGACUGUAUAUGUAAAGCUUCUUCUGGCAAGUUUCUCGGUGCUUGCUCGGCCUUUCAACGAUUUAGCAGCAUCUCCUCCUCUCUUGUCAUUUUUCACUCGCUCAGAAAGUUUGCAAUUGCUUGGGACUCGUCGUUGUUUGAUGAAAGAAUCUGCAAUUACUUCUUUCGUACACUAACUGCUGAACUUAGCGGCGGUUCGCCUAUAUUAUCUCAUGCUAUUCGUAAUGUGAACGAAACAACUGAAGAAGACAUCUCGGUCCUUCAAAGUCAGCCCUACCGGAACUACUUGCAUGGGUUAUUCUACCAUAAUGUAGUCGACUUUCCGAACCAAACCGCAUUCACCUUUUGUAAAGAGUUUUACGAUGAUGAACAUUUCUCAGAUGUCUCUUUCACUUUCGGCCAGUUUCAUUGUGCCGCUAUGAAACUAGCUUCACAAAUUCAAACACAGCAUUCCGUUGUUCCUGUUCUUGUUCCACACAGUCCGGAACUGUUUGUAUCUAUAUUGGCUAUUUUGUACAGUGGGAACGCAUAUUGUCCCAUUGAUAUUGAAUCUACUGAAGAUCGUGUAUCAUUUAUUUGCAAGGAUGUUGAAGCUUCCUACAUUCUCACAACAUCUCAAUAUAAAACCGUUAUCCCACAUACUUUAACGAAAAUUGAUGUUAACAAUUCACUGAUUUCCGAACGUCUAAAUGUUGACGCAUUUUUGGAUAAAGCUCCGUCUUUUGAAGCCACGACCAACGAAACCUCCUACGUUUUGUACACCUCGGGUUCUACUGGCACGCCGAAAGGCGUCCCCAUUUCCCAUGACGCUUGUACAAAGGCUAUAUUGUCUCAUACAUUUUUAUAUGACAAGUAUCGAUUAAGUAGAGGUGAUCGGUGGCUACAAUUUGCUAAUCUAACUUUCGACGUUUCUGUGUUUGAGAUUUUCGGUAACUGGAACAUGGGACUUGAGCUUGUAACGGCAGCUCGAGACAGUCUGGUUGGAAGUUUGGAGUACUUAAUUCGUCAUUACAAAGCGAACGGAUUAGAAUUAACACCUACCGUUGCGAAUGUCAUUUCGGUAGAGGAGAAUCGGGGAUUGCUUUCGAGUGUUCGUAUGCUUGUUUCUAUCGGCGAAUUACUUACGGAAAGAGUUAUCGAUUUUUGGGAUACACGAUUGGUUAACGCUUAUGGACCAACAGAAACGGCGAUACAUGUUACCCUUAAUCCAUCUGUCUCACAGACAUCAGUUUACUUAGUGGGCACACCCUUACAAACCGCUGAGUUAUAUAUUUUAAACGUUAACCAAGCGUCUUGUAAUGAGAUCUUGGCUGAAGGAUACCUAGGAGAAAUCUGCGUAGCUGGUCCUCAGUUGUCUCGAGGCUAUCUGCAUAGAGACGACUUAAAUGAGAAAGUAUUUGCAAAGCUUCUCUUAGACAAUUCGUCUGCCGCCAUUCCGAUAUAUCGUACUGGAGACAGUGGUCGCAUUAUCGACGGCCAGCUAUACGUAUACGGACGUAUUCAAGGUGAUUUGCAAGUUAAAAUUCGUGGAAGACGUGUAGAACUUGGCGAAAUUGAGUCAAAACUUACCAAAAGUGCGAAAUCACUUGUUGUCGAGAAAAUUGAUCAGUCGCUGGCUGCAUUUUUUGUGGGGAAUAAACAAGAAGUAGAGAGAACUGCUCAUGACUCCCUUCCAGCUUGGAUGCGGCCUUCUGCUUUUAUCCAACUUUUAGAACUCCCGCGCCUUUCGAGUGGAAAAGCUGAUAGAAAAAAGUUAAAGGCCGACUUUAAUACUUUACUGAAAUCUCAAACGAAGCCUGAUAAUAAUUUUGAUUAUUCUUUAUCAGAUGAAGGUAAGGCGCUGCUUCAAGCAAUACAUGUUGUACUUUCUCGAAAAAGACAAGAUAUAACAGAUGCACUUAUCGCUUCCUCGAAUAUUCUUGAUUUGGGAAUGGAUUCACUAGAUGCUGUGCAGGUUAUCCGGAUUUUAGGAACGAAGGGUUUUGUUUGUGGAAUGGCAAAGCUAAUGACCGAAACAUUUUCAGAUGUUUCUGCCUCAUUACGAUACAUUUCACCACCCUUGCGUAUUAAGCAGAAGUUACCUGACUGGAUAUGCUCUGACUUGCAAAUUGGUAUGCUUUACGAUUCGUUGAAAGACGAUCGUAAACUAUUUGUAAAUCAAGCUGUCAUAAAAAUUGAUUACUCUGCUGCCGAAGUUGUAAAUAUAUGGCCCUCACUACUCAAAAUACAUGAUUUAUUAAACUUCGGGUUUAAAAUUGAUGAGAAAAAUCACUUCAUAAAAGAAAGGACUCAACCAAAAUUAGCACCAACUAUAGAACAUGUUUCAAAGUCUUAUGAUAUAAGGAGGCAUCUUGAAGAAGUUUCUGUUUCCGAAGAAUUUCUUUUGAAUGGGCCAUAUGACGCUAAAUUGUUUGUUUUUGCAAACGAUUGCACGUAUCUGAGUGUAGUCAUUCACCAUGCACUAUAUGAUGGUUGGUCGAUAGACAUCUUAAUGAACAAUAUUGAGAAACUCUUAGGUGGAAAGACCCCGAAGGUUGCAUCAAGUUAUGAUCUGUUUCUAAAUGCAACCCACGACUAUAGAGUUAUGCAUCAGAACAAUGACGAAGCAUUUUGGAAACGUGUCUUAAAUGACUAUAAACAGACGUGUUCUCUUCCAAAGACAACCCAGUAUACUGAACUUUGUACAAAAAAUGGUUUAAAAGUGUCAAGUGUUGAAGCUUUUUGUCAACGAUGGCGAGUGACGCCAAACGCUCUCUUUCACGCUGCAUGGUCUAUCAUACUUGCUAAAACGCUAAAGAGCGACGAUUUAGUUGUUGGAACGGUAGUUUCGGAGCGAAGCUUUUCGAUAUUGCCAGAUGUUGAUUACGUUUUUGGACCAUGCAUGGCUACUCUUCCUCUUAGAACUUCCGUAAAAUCUGGCUUGCAGUUCUUUAAGCAUUGCCAGCUCGUCAAUUACUGUUUGGCUAACACGAUCGAACAUAGCUCUUUGUCUUUCCACCAAAUUAAAGCCUGUACUCAGUAUACUGGAAAUCUUGAUACUGUCUUAAUUCUGCAAAAAACGUCCAUUGGUGUUUCCCAUCCUCAUGUCGUACUAAGGCACAUGACGGAUUACACAGAACAUGGAAUUCUAUUAAGUAUAGAUAUUGAAGGGAAUGGCGACUUUUAUUCAUUCAGUAUGACUUCACUACUUGAAGAAAAUCUCACUAGUGAGCUUUUAACUUCUUUCGAAACCCAAGUGAAGGUUAUGAUAGAGAAGCCGAAUGAGACUUUAAGUCUACCAAAUGUAAAUCAUUCGCUUAACAGUAUAGAUAAACUAUACACGGAGCAAGAUACAAUUCCUCAAAAUAGAUGGUCCUUACUAGCUAAACGCUAUCUUGAGAAUUUAUUAAGUACUGAUCUAACUACUUACUCUUAUACAAAACCGCUCAUUUAUGCUGGUUUUGAUUCCUUCAUGGCUCUUCGUUUAUUGUCAAUUUUGAAAAAAGACGGUUUUAAAACCCUAAAGCUUACCGAUUUAAAAGACUCGUCCGUAGAGUCCAUCUCGUCGGCCUUGGAAACCAACUCAGGGAAACAGCAAACAUCAGAAGAGCAUACAAAAAUUAUAAUCUCGCCUAGAGACAUUACGUGGCCACAAAAAAUCACUUCAAAUGAUGUCGAGGCAUUUUAUUAUUGUACUCCUGUGCAGCAAGCUCUAAUCACUAGUACGCUUACGGAAGGCAUAGAACACUACUAUAAUUAUUUUCUUUUUGACAUAAAAAUUGGCGUUCAGCAAUUCGUAGACGCCUUUACACGUUUAUGCCAAGAGACUCCUAUCUUGAGAACUUGUUUUGCGUAUUGCGACUCUGAAAAGAGUUCUUUCUGUCAAUUGGUUCUAAAAACACUCAAAAUUGAACCCCGGUAUGAAGAGUACAAGGAAGGAACAUUAAGUCAGUAUACCACAAGCAAAUUAGAUUUGUUGACUUCGGGGAAACCACCGAUGGAUUUAAUUAUACUUAAUUCUGAUACAGCGUGUCUGGUGCUUUUAGUAAUGCAUCACACGUUGUAUGAUGCUGAGUCUUUCAACUUAAUAUUGGAAAGGCUCAAUGAUCUCAUUGCAGGCGAUACUUUAAGGAAAGCCGACAAUAUGGAGUUAUUUGUCUCACACAUCUAUGAGUGUCAACAUAAUUAUAAUUUAGAAGACCUUGUACUGCCACUCCGUAAUUACCAUUCGAAAACUUUCCCUGAACUUUCCUUUGAUCAUGGUGAGUCCGUGAGGCAGUGUAGACAACUUGGAGCUUCACUUGAUGACAUUAAACAAUUUUGUUCAGACGCAGGGGUUUCGAUCUCCUCCCUUUUAUUGACGAUCUGGGCAACUUGUUUGUCAAUACUUCAAGAUACAGUCGAUGUUUGUUUUGGUUCUGUUGUCAAUGAAAGACAUGAGUCACUGCAUAACACGGACGAAGUCCUUGGCCCUACCUUUAACACGGUUCCAAUCCGUGUCGAAUUUGACAAGCAGGUUUCAUUUAUUAGACACUGUCAGAAGGUUGAGAAACAGAGAGUGCUUUUCAAUCCACUAAGAUACUUUUCGACUCGGCAAAUAAAACAGGCCUUAGGUUUAGGACGGGGUCGACUAUUUGAUACGGUGUUUAUUCUCCAAUCCCAAGGCGUUUUCACUAGUGAGUAUUGGAAUCUUAUAAAUGAAAGCAGUGAGAACGAUUUCGCUGUAAUGUUGGAAGCAGUUGCCAACGAGGAAUCUAAAACUGUUAAUUUAACUGUUAGUACUUGGGGUGAUAAAUCCUCAAACGACUACCUAAUUUCACUAUUUGAUUAUCUUCUUUUGUCUUCACUGAAAAUGAAGACACACAAACUCAGUGAAUUAACUUUUCCCGAUGGGUUUUACGAAAAGAGAGAAGCCAAAGCAAAAACAGAACCAAUGGAUACCACCAUUCCCACAUUUCUCAAACGUCCAACGAUGACAAAAGGUGGUAAUACUGCAGUCGUUUUCCUUUCACUGGGAGAAACUCUCAGGUACUCUUUUUUGGAUAUCGCCAUGCUUGUCACAAAAGCUGUAUGCUAUUACCAAAAGACCGGAAUAAAAACUGGUUCUCGAAUCUUAGCAAGACUUCCUAUAUGUCCUGAGCUUUUAAUAAUCGCUUUAAGUUCUAUGUUUCUUGGAAUAAAUUGCUACUUCUUGGAUGUUGGAAUUGACGACAAUCACAUUGAUGAAUAUGUCUCGCUAGUUUCGCCAGAUCUUACUUUCUCCGAAAAGGCUGAUUUCAACUCAGCUUUAGCAAGCGCUGUUCCGGAUCUCAAUAACAUCAAGGAUUUCAAAAGUUCCGACGAACUAAAGGCUUCUGCAAAAAGUGUGUUUUUUAACUUUUUAUCUAAAUAUGAGCAGAGCUUUGAAGCUGUCUCUGUUACUGAUCUAUUCGACUCUUUAACGUUUGUUAACUCUCAUCUUCAAAUUACUGAGAACGAUCGAUGCUUUCAUCUACAAUCUAUCCUAACUGGAGCGAAAUUGUCUGAGCUUCUUUUAGCAUAUACAGCAGGUGCAACCUCUGUUAUUUUAGACUUUGAGACAUCUUUAAACGAUCUCACUCUGUCACUAAAAAAGCUAAACAUUACCAUUCUAUCAUCUUCACUUUCACUCUUAUACCCAUUAAAUGAUGACAACUGCGAAUGUUUACGUGCCGUUAUAUGCCAAGGUCCCUCACCAAGACAAGUCAACAAAAAAUUGAAGUCAAAGCUCUUCAGCUUUUAUGCGCCAAAACGUUUACUGUAUGUAGCCCUUUUUGACAAGCAUCCAGCGAAUUCAGCGAUUCUCCGGCAUUUCGCACCAACGGUUGCAUGCUCUAUUCGUUCUUUUGACGACACCUCAACUGUAAAAUUAGUGGGUGUGCCUGGCGUGAUGGCCAUUGAAUUCGGUUCUGGAAGCUGUUUCAUCACUGAAGAUGUUUUCAAGAUGUCUUGCGAUGGAAAAUUACGUUUUGAAGCUAGUAACGUCUAUUCUUACUCUAAGAGCUGUGGUGAAAUGUAUUUGGACAAAAUAGCUAAUGAAGUCAUGGACAGUUUGCCCACUCUUGAGCUGCUCUUAAUUAUUCCUUCGUGGAAUGACGAACCAAUUAAUUUGUAUAUAAUCUAUCUGCUAAGACAUGAACAAGAUGGAACUAAUGAGAGAAUCGAGAAAACCACGCGGAAACUUCUGGCAGAAAAUCUGGAGGCUCAUCUCUGUAUUCGACGCUUAAAGAAUGCUACAGAGUUUAUUUCAUCUUACGAAGAAAUUUGUAACAAUGUAUCGAAGAAGAGCUUUCCACGAACAAGUUUGAACGCCGAGGACGGUUCAUAUGAUUCUCAAAAUGAUAUACUCGAUGCGGAUUUACUGAAACUCUUGCAAAAAGUUGGACAUCACAAAGGUGAAAUUCAUUCAUCUACACAGCUCCUCUCAUUGGGUAUAGAUUCCCUGAAUACUGUCCGGCUCGCAUUCAAGUUACAAAAAAUGUAUUCCACCUCAAUAACUGCCUCGGCCAUUCUGAAUUGUGACACAGUCGAUGAUUUACAAAAACUCAUUAAAGAAACACACCCGGUUAAUACGGAACGCGUUGAUGAGCUUAGACAAUUAACUAGGAAGCUAUCUGAAGCGAUAAAACAGCACAUUGAUUUAGGCACGCUGGAUAUAAAAAGUAUCGUUCCUUGUGUUCAAUCCCAGGUGGAAAUGCUGACCUCUUUUUUUUCCAGCAACGGAGAGAAAUAUUUAAAUUACAUUACUUACGAGUUAUCUGAAGAGGUUGAUUUGGACAAACUGUAUUAUUCAUGGAAUUGUAUUACCCAAAAGUUAGACAUUCUCAAAACUAUUUUUGUGCCUACGUUUCAACUUGAGCAUCCAUAUGCGCAAGUUGUUCUGAAACAAGUUCACACCCAAUGGAAGCUUCUUAAUGUUGGCGAAUCUCUCUCGGAAUCGUUACGUUGUGCGAUUGCUGAAGUGAAGGAAUCGCUUCUGAAGUCUCGGCUUUCUUUGCCUUACCGGGUUAUUGUAGCUAAACGUGGUCAGCAACCUGCAACGUUUACACUGUUGCUUCACCAUGCUAUGUUUGAUGCCACAUCGCUAGAGAAUUUGCUGAUGAAGGUAAAGGAUUGCUAUUACGGUGAGCUACUGCAAGAUGAAUAUAAGUAUGAGGACGUUGUUGCCCAAAUAUAUUCAAUGUCAAAACUAAAAAAGGCAAAGCAGUUCUGGGUCACGGCUGCCAAUGGUUUCGAUGCGACACUUUUUCCUAAUCUAAACGCUACUAUACCUUCAAAUUCCGAAGUGAAAAAAAUCACAAAGAAGUCUUCAUUAUCUUUACAUAUGUUGAAGCAGUACACCAAAAAAUUUGAGUGUAGUUUGCUUUCUUUGGUGCAGCUAGCUUGGGCCAAAAUAUUAAGUUCAUACACUGGUGAACAAUCUGUUGUAUUUGGAUCAGUACUUUCUGGUCAUAAUGCAUUGAAAGAUUCUGAGAGUUCAUUUUUUCCCUGUUUAACUACGAGUCCCGUGUUUGUUUCGUUGAAUGGUUUGGUCAAAAACUGCGUGCGUCGACUUAAUGAAUUCAACAAGGCAAGCGUAACAUAUCAGUACACUUCGUUAAGAAAAGUUAAAGAAUGGUUAGGCUUCCGAAGCACAUCUAUGCUCUUCAAUACACUCUUUAUUUGUCAUGUUCCAUCGUUGAACCACAAUGAUAUCUUUUUGCGAGAAAGAACAAGCUAUGCCAAUUUAGAUUACCCGCUGACAUUUGAGAUUGAGCUAACUGAAUCUUAUGUUUUAUUUUCUUCUGUGUAUAAUACCUCUAUUAUUCCAGAAUCUCAUGCUUUAUUGCUGCUUAACCAAUACGAAGCUUUGUUAAAUGUUCUUUUAAGCAGUCCGGAAGGAAAGAUUUCAGAGCUUGAAAAGCUUUUGGAUUACAAACUCCUUUCCGUAAUAAAGCCAACUGUUGACGUCUAUCCUUCUUCGGCGAAGUUGCUUCACCAAAUGUUUGAAGUUUCGGCUACUUCCUUUCCAAAUGCUGUUGCAUUAGAAUUUGUAACAGAUAUUACAACUUCCGGUUAUGAAAGCAAAUGUUAUACAUAUGAUAAGGUUAAUCGGUUGGCAAAUCAGAUUGCUAGAUACAUACUUAAGAAAAAAGGGUCGUCUACAGCUGUUAUAACAGUCUGUUUCGAAAAGUGUCCUGAAGCUUUUAUUACCAUCCUUGGAGUAUUAAAGAGCGGAUCUGCCUUUCUUGCCCUUGAUCCUUCUGCACCAAUUGAACGAAAACAGUUUAUUGUUAAGGACAGUGCGUCCUCGCUGGUAUUCGCCUCAGGAGAAACUUAUGAAUGUUUAAAAAAUGAAAAUCUUAGCGCGGAAUUAGUUGAUGCAAGUAAUAUUGCUCUUUUUAGUUCUUUCGAUGAAUGCAAUUGUGCUGUAACAGCUACUGAGCAGGAUUUAUCUUAUAUUCUCUACACAUCAGGGAGUACUGGAAAACCAAAGGGUUGUUGCUUGACUCACCAAAAUGCCGUACAGGCCAUACUCGCGUUUCAAGAACAACUCUCUGGCUCUAUUGACGAAAAUGCUCGUUGCCUGGCCUUCGCCUCUUUUCACUUUGACGUUAGCGUUCUUGAACAAUACUAUUCUUGGAGCACUGGUAUAACAUUGGUUUCAGCUCACAAACAGCUUUUGUUACGGGAUUUACCACAUGCAGUGCAAUGUUUAAAAAUUACACAUAUUGAUUUGACUCCUAGUUUGGCGUCUAUUCUGACACCGGAGAAUUCGCCUUUCUUGCGUGUGUUUAUCACUGGAGGUGAGAGAUUACGACAGGAAGUGCUCGAUAUUUGGGGCAAUACUGGAGUCUUGUAUAACUUUUGGGGUCCAACAGAGCUUACCAUUGGUGCAAGUGCAUUUAGGCGGUUGCCAAGAAAUGCAAGAGUGUCUAAUAUAGGGCCUCCAUUUCCGAAUUGUGGUGCAUUUGUCUUAUCUCCAGAAACCAAUACUCCAGUAUUGUUUGGAGGUAUUGGUGAGAUUUGUAUGAGCGGAGCGCAAGUUUUUAAAGGCUAUUUGAAUCUUCCUGCUGCUACCGAUAAUCGAAUAAUUCAACUGAAGCCUUUCAGCGACCGCGUGUACAAAACCGGUGAUUUGGGUCGUUUCCUUAAAGAUAACUGUUCCAUCGACUUUUUUGGCCGCGUUGAUAAUCAAAUAAAGUUGAGGGGACAACGAAUUGAAAUUGACGAAAUUAAUACAAUCGUGAAGGAAUCUUCAGAUCGUGUUAUUGACGCGGUGACUCUUGUUGCACGGCAUCCGUCACACAAUAAGGAUCAAUUAAUUACAUUUCUAUUUCUUGGAAAGCCUAAGUCUGAUGUCUCCUUCUUUAGUUUUCUUGGUAAAAAUUCUGAGAUUAUCAAUCAUAUUAAGAAAGAAUGUCAGACCAAGCUAGCGAACUAUAUGGUGCCAUCUUUGUUUUUUGUUGUAAAGGAGCUUCCUUUAACACCGACUAAUAAACUUGACGUUAAGAGACUUCUGCAAGAGUAUGCUGCUCUGGAUCAGAAAUCAUUGAAUUUUGCUUAUCGUCAAGCGAAUAGUUCUUUCAAACAAUCGAAAACAUCCCAGCAUCAGCUUGAUCAUAAUGUUGCUGCUUUAAUAGCCUCAUUCACAAAGAUUCCCAUCUCAGAUAUAUCUCCGGACAUGUCGAUAUAUGAGCUCGGUCUAGAUUCAGUUUCAGUUGUUCUUUUAAGCUCAUUGUUUCAGAAACAUGGCUACUCGCUGGCCACUCCAUUACAAUUACAGAGCGAUAAUUACCUUUAUCGCAUAUCGGAAAACUUGACAGCCAGUCACGGUCCGUCGCAUCCUGCACAGAAGAUGAAUAGGAUUCAGGUUGAUUGCUCCCCUGGAAUUAAAAAGUUAAUCAGUAUUGGAUUGUUUAAUAAAGUUGAACGAAUAACUCCCUGUUUACCAUUAGUUGAGGGCAUUCUAUUUGAGUUUGAAAAAUCAAAGAGAGGCACUUACUGGACCGGCGUUAACUUGUCGUUCCCUAAUGAGCAGUUGAAGCGAAAAUUCCUCAAUUUAUUCAACCAAACCUACAAAAGUUACGAGGUUUUGCGAUCAUCGUUUAUUCAAAUUGAUGGCGUGUACUAUCAAGUAUUUUGGAAGGGCAAUGCAAUUUCAACAGUUUCAAGAAAUCUUGAAAACGAGUUUAUUGUUUACAAGCCUUUUGAGCUCAUUACUAAGCAGAAAGUUAAUAUAACUUUACGCAUCUUUCACGGAGUAUUUGACGGAUGGUCUCUAAAUCUACUACUGCAUGACUACGACCGUCUGCUUAACGGUGAUACACCAAUUGAAAGACCAAGUUAUUCUAAAACGGUUGAAACCAUCUUAUCGAGCGUUGACGAACAAAGCUCCCGACAAUUUUAUUCAAAAUAUUCUAGUCCGUUAAUUUUACCUCGGUUAGAGUUAGAGUCUCAAGAAGGAAUUGCGUACUCUCAAACGUUACAUGUAUCGUUUUUAAAGCUUGAGACGGUCAGAAGGAAAGUACUCCAAUGCUCCCAGCAAGUUUUUUUCCUUGCGUCUUGGGCAUUUUUUAUCAACUCUCUCUCGACUUGCUCUUCUUUCGGUCUCAUUAUUGGAGGGCGUACUGGUUUUGAUGAUAGUAGGCUUAAGGUUCCUGGUCCAUUGUUUAAUACAGUCUGCUUCAUGGUACCAGAUGCAAAAGACAUAGCUUUCUCUGAUUUUGUUAAAAGGUGCCAAGAACAUUUAACAUUGCUAUCAACUCAUCAGUACGUUGCUCUAAAAAAUGUUAAGAAAUGGUUGAGAACAGGAACUCUUUUUAACAUGCUUUUUUCAUUUUUGGAUAAAAGUUCUGAUCCUGAGUUUAAAUCUUUCAAAGUCAAAACAGAUUCAGGAAGAAUUGACGUUCCUUUUGCUGUUGAAAUUGAAAGAUUACAGCGAAGCAGAUAUCGGAUUCAUCUGACCUCUAAAUAUCUACGGUUCAAUGGACACAAAAUAGUGGAUAUAAUUAAUGAGUAUGAGGCUUUCCUGUCUAGAAUAUUGGUAAAUCCACUUCUGAUUAUGGAUUCUCCCGAGCCUAUUGUUGCAUCAACUACUAAUACUUCAAAAUCUGGUACUCAAAUUGACUCCAGUCCUUUACUUAGAAAAAUUAUUCAGUUACUAGAUGUACGCUAUUCGGUUCCCUCAGAGGCAUUUUUUAAUUCAUCAACUAUCUACGAGUUUGGAAUGGACAGUAUUGAUUUAAUAUGGCUUUCAUCACAACUUUCUUCCAACGGUAUCGGCAAACUUGAUAUUGCAAAGUUUGUGGAAGAUCCAAAAUUUGGUAAUCUCUUGAACUGCAUCACCAGUGACAGUCAAGUUUUCACUACUAAAGCUGUGAAUGCUUACUCAAAGCUUAAAAACUCCAAUGAGUUUGCUACUCUUCAGAAGACGUACGAGCUUGUGUAUCCCGCAACUUACUUGCAAGCUGGUAUCUUACUCGAGAGUCUACAGGAGCAGUCUUCAUACAUGAAUAGUGCUCUUUUUUCACUGAUGAAAGGGGUGAACUUAUAUCAGUUGAAGAAGGCAUGGCUGUCUCUAAUUUCCUCUAAUCCCAUAUUUUGCACAAAGUUUUAUAUACUACAAAAACCGGUAGAACAGAUACGUGUUUUACAGACUAUAGUAUCUUCCACUGAUGAUUUGGUUCACUUAAUUAAGGGUAUAUCUAGUGAUGAGGUGCUGUCAUUUUAUGGAAAACUUCGCUCUCGUUCAAUACAAGAGCUAAAACCUUUGGAUGUUGUCCCCUUUCAAGUGUGGAUUAUUGAAACAAAUAAACAAAGCUAUAUGUCUGUUCAUAUUCAUCACGUGUUAUAUGACGGUUGGAGUUUAUCGUUGAUGUACCAAGAAUUAUCCAAUCGAUAUAUGAAUAUUGAAGUGCAAAAACGGCUUCCAUACUCUAACUAUAUCGAAGCCACCUAUAACAAGUGUUUAAAUGCUUCGAUGUGGCAAUCUUUUUUUGAAAACCUGACGAUGCCAAAGACGGUUUUCUCCGUGUCUUCGAACGAGCUGAAGAAAGAUGAAUUCGUAUCAGUUGUUGAUAUAUCUAAAAUUACCUUCUUUGCUAAAUCCCAAGGUGUUAGUCCUCAAACAUUGUUUUAUUAUAUUUGGGGUCACUUUUUAUCAAAAUACAAAGGAGAGGACCCGGUGUUUCAUACAAUAAUGUCUGGCCGUACUCAAACAAACGGAGCCGAAACAGUUAUGGGACUGUGUAUGAACACGCUACCAUUACGUGUGUUCUUUAAGAAUUCGCUUCAUGAUUCUUUACUUGCUUUACAACAUCUUUACAACUGUGUAUCAGCGAACUCGUUUACCCCAUUGACAUAUAUACAUACAUAUUGUCAGCAAUUACGAGAUGUAGAGGUGGAUACCCUUUUUAUAUGUCAACAUUCACCUUUAGAAAGAAGUGAAAUAUCACCUCCCUGGAAACUUUUACAAGAAGACUCAAAAAUUAAUUACCCGUUAGCAGUUGAAGUCGAUAUCUCCGAUAAUCAUCUUUAUUGGAGAUCAACCUCAAGAACGAAUGAUCUAUUUAGAUUUGAUUUACUUCAACAUCUUGAUUCUCUGCUACUUAAGCUUGUUCAAGGAGAUUUAGAAUUGCCAGUGUUUUCUCCCGAAAACACCUUUACGAAUAAAGGUAUCAAAUUUGUUACGAAUGAUGUACGCUCAUUGGUACUUUCAACAUUCAAUAAUGUUAAAGAAUGUUUCUUUAAUGUCAUUCAUGACGAUGUUGUAAAUACUGAAUGUUUGGUAUUUUAUAUUUGUUUUUCUGAGAAGCUUUAUAACGCGGGCGAGAUUUCGGAAAAACUUACUAAAUUAAUUAACGAAUUCUCAAAAACCGUUCGACUUUCCUUUCCUCAAGGUUUAAUACCGGAUAUCAUAAUUCCCUUUGAUGAUAAUUUAACAAAACAAAUGAAGGACUCAAAGUUUCGCGAGUGUUUUUAUCACCAAAUAACCCCAUUGAAACGACAUCAAUUGGCAUCUUUAACAAGACCAAAGGAUUCGCCUGUACAGGGACAAAUUAUAAAAAUACUAAGUGAGACUACUGGCAUUCAGGAAAAUGACAUCAAACCUUCGAGUUCUAUAUUUGAACUUGGGUUGGAUUCGGUGAGUGCUAUUAAAAUAAGCGCGCAAAUGAGGCACUCUGGUUUCGAUGUUUCUGUCGCUGAUAUAGUCAAACAUCCUUCAGCAGAGAGACUUGCGUCGUUUCUUACGGAACGAACUAUGUUGCAGAGUCACAAUGCGGAAGCCGCAAACCUUAACAAUUUUAAAUUUGACAUCCAAAGAGUGGCACAACUGCUUGACGUUGACGAACGUGAAAUUCAGAAAGUCUUACCAGUUUCGGCCGGCCAAUUAUUUGCUCUGUCCUCAUGGCUUGCUACAAAUAAGCGGGAAUUCUGUUCAAUCUUUGUCUAUGACUUAAUCAAUAUCGAUGAUUUCGGUCAGCUCAAGCAUGCCUGGAAAGAAUUGGUUGAAACGACCGACAUACUACGUACUUCCUUUCUUCGCCCAGAAUCCUCAAACGACAAUGUACUUCAAGUUGUGCUUAAUACUUCCAAAACAAAUAAUCUGGUCGAGCUCGCAUUCGCGAGUAAGUCACAGUUUCUGGAUUAUCUGAAGUCGUUUGAUAUCAAUAUGACUCUAAAAACGCCUUUCAAACCAUUUCUUUGUAAAACAAAUGAUAAUUUGUUUUUGGCGUUUUAUAUUCAUCAUGCACUCUAUGAUGCUUGGUCCUUAUUCCUGCUCAUACAGAAACUGUUGGAUCUUUAUAACAGAAGAGAAACACGUACUUCUGGAAGUGCACAGGGUGAAUUUCUGUCUUUAAUCAGUGACUCUUCCAUGCAAAAAGAACAGCAAGCAUAUUGGAACAAUUACCUGAAAGGAAGUGUUAGCGCACGCUUCAAUUCUCAGACAGACAAGAAGGAACGAGUGAAGCUGUUUUGUGAACAUGUAACUUCAAUCAGUGCUGUUAAAGCCAGAUGCAUCAAACUAAAUGUCUCAUUUCCUAGCUACUGUUUUGCCACGUUUGCUAAAGUUAUGAGUACUUAUCUUCGACAGAAAGAUUUUACUUUUGGUAUCUAUGUUUCGGGACGUAACGUGAAUGUUAAAAAUAUUGAAAACACGAUAUUUCCUACAUUUAACGUUAUUCCUUUACGAUUUACAAACACGGAUGACAGCAUUUCUCAAAUGGCUAAAACUGCACAUGAAUUCUUGAUUUCUACAAACGGCGUUCUUCAGCAAAUGCCUUUGACGCAUCUUCCAAUAGCAGGGUUACUAAAUGUUACUAUGAACUUCUUAGCGACUCCUGACGGAGGCGAAGAAGAUGCUACCGGAGCUAUAGUGAAACAUGUGGAAAGUAUUAGACCUUCAAUAAAGUCUAGUACAACUUCGCUUAACGACAUGAUAAAGCCUUUAAAUAUUAGCCCACAACUUGACUUUGAAGUUAAGUUGGAUGGUGAAUAUUUAAAUCUUGGUCUGUUCUGUCAUCCCGGAGUUCUUGACAGCAAACAGGCUAAAUGUUUCAUUGAGGGGUUUGUCUGUACUUUACAUUCUGAGGUAUAACUUGUUUAAACAAUUAUAUGGGUGCUCUAUUACAAAAAUAAAACGUAUGAUAUUAUCCUAGGGUACAUUUUAACGGUUAGAACUAACAUCUAACCACUGAAGAUAGAAAAGAAACACAUUAAUGAUGACUUUUGGUGAACAAACGCGGUGCAAUGUUCAUAGACAUUAACUCCUGGAAUAGCAAUUUUGCUGCGUAAGGAAGAUAGAUCUGGCUAAAGCGUGUCCGAUUUUGGCAAGAACGGCAUUCAUAAGAGUUCUUUUUGAAACUGGCAAUAGCAAUCAAACCACAAAGAUCACAGACGAUUACUCGGUAUGCAUCCGAGCAAUCGAACAGACGCUCACGUAGUACACUGCUGCAACCAUGGGAAAUCUGACAAUCACGUUCCAUUUCACCGAAACGCAGACCACCAUCACGGGAACGACCCUCGACGGGUUGACGUGUAAGAAUCUGGACAGGACCACGCGCACGAGCAUGAAUUUUAUCAUCGACUAAAUGCUUAAGACGUUGAUAGUAAGUAGGACCAAGGAACACUUGGGCCACGAGCUUUCUACCGGUAUGACCGUGAUACAUAACUUCAAAUCCACGAGAGUGAAAACCGUGAGAGCGUAACAAUUUUGAAACAGCUUCAACAGUAACCUCAGUAAACGGAGUUGCAUCACCUUCAAGUCCUGAAAGUGCAGAAACCUUACUCAGUUGACACUCUACAAGAUGUGCAACUGUCAUACGUGAAGGAAUAGCGUGAGGAUUAAUAAUAAUAUCAGGGACAAUACCCUGUGCCGAGAACGGCAUGUCUUCAUGACGAUAAGUCAUACCGAUAGUACCUUUUUGACCGUGACGAGAAGCGAACUUGUCACCAAUUUGAGGGAUUCUGGUACUUCUCAUUCGAACUUUAACGAACUUGAGACCUUCUUGGUUGGUAGUAACCAUUACCUGAUCAACGAUACCGCUUUCAGUACUUCUAAGAGGUGUCGAUACGUCCCGCUUAGCAUGAAGUUGAGUUCUCUGACCCAGUUCUUCAUGAUCAGGGGGCACAGGUGCAGUUUUACCGAUAAUAAUGUCAUCACCAGAAACACGAGUACCGGGAGCAAUAAGGCCAUCAUCCUCCAACUUAUCGUAGGUACCGUGUUUCAUACGCAAAGUGGUAGAGCGAGUAGGUCUUUCGAACUCUUCCAUGACAGUCAUACCAAUUUUCUUUUCUUGAUCCAUAUAAGUACGAUAGAAGAUACUUCGAAAAAGACCCCGAUCAAUACUGCUUUGAUUCAUAAUAAUGGAAUCUUCCUGAUUAUAACCACUG
Schizosaccharomyces japonicus yFS275 is the source of this 16479-nucleotide messenger RNA. RefSeq names its product ferrichrome synthetase Sib1. The record is from RefSeq and is a predicted model, not a curated record. The transcript is spliced from 2 exons. Gene Ontology annotation, biological process: cellular response to iron ion starvation; ferrichrome biosynthetic process. The coding region runs from base 278 to 15184 and encodes 4968 amino acids. Gene Ontology annotation, molecular function: catalytic activity; phosphopantetheine binding. NCBI's taxonomy places the organism in Eukaryota, Fungi, Ascomycota, Schizosaccharomycetes, Schizosaccharomycetales, Schizosaccharomycetaceae.